Anthostomella pinea is the source of this 300-nucleotide messenger RNA. The record is from the annotation of a GenBank genome assembly. Lineage: Eukaryota; Fungi; Ascomycota; Sordariomycetes; Xylariales; Xylariaceae.
AUGGAGGUGACCGAAUGUCCCCGAUACCACCAACACCUUCCCGGGCCGCCCGACAAAGCUCCCGAGCGCCGGCCUGGUGUUCUUGCACGUCGGCAGAGCAUCACCGCACAGCACCCAUCGCGGCCCGAGGACAGCGACGAUAUCGGUCGCCAGCGCCAGCGCCUCGCCGACCCGGAUCUCAACGGCAUUGUCCAGUCGGGGCUGACGCUGACGGACGCGCAUCACACAGGCAGGCUCGAGCCCUACGUCUCGACCAACAUGAUCUCGUCUUUGACAAAGGCAGCAGCCUCGACGCCAUGA